AUGUCACAUCCGCAGAGCAUCGCGGCUCAAGCUGGGAUUUCCAACGACAUACCAUCCAUGAUCGUCUUCACGCUGGGGCUCAUCUUUCAGCCGCUGGCUGCUGCCCAUGGGGACAUAACAAGCACUUCAUAUGCAACUACGACGAGCGCGUCGAUCCCUUCUCUACCAUCGUUGGCCUCUUCUUCGAGUCGCACUGGCCAAGAGGGUGGAGCGUUCGGCCACAGUGAAGGACAAGUUUUGGACAGCGAGGGCACUAUUCAGAUUGCAGCUACGAUUCACGAGGACGAUCUUCCUGCGCUUCUUGAAUCCUUUGUUCCUGCGCCCGAAGAGACUGCCCUACCGAUUGCUGGGCGACGUGAAGCUCUGGUGGACAGGAUCGAAGUUUGGGCCCGUGUUCGGAUUCCUUCGUCGCUGGUCAAUUUAUGCGGAACGGACCACGAACAAUGGAUUCAAUGGUGUCCUGACUACGUGGAGGACGUGCUCAGGUAUGAUGACCUACAAAUCCUGGGCGGUGGUUGGGCGAACCAGAGACAACUCGCGCUGGACUGGUGUCUCGGCGGAUGGUACAGCAGCGCCUUUGCACGAGAGCAACUUCGUCGUCUCCUUCGUGACCCCUGGCCUGCGCAUGAUGAGAAGCGACUUCGUCGCCUCCGUCUUUUGGCCAUUGCACACCUGAUGAAGCUUGGGUGGCGGGCCGACCCGUCCCGCAUGUCCGCAGCCAGCCGCGACGACUUCCUGAUGCAGAAUACAGCGGCCUCCCCGACUACACCGCCUGAGGCCUUGCCGCACCUCCUCCUUUUCCCGCAUUUGCUCACGGACCAGGCGAGCGGGGAGCUUACUCUGUACGGUGUACCCCCUGAUGAAGAUUAUGAUAGUGUCGACCACGAAGGUGUUCCGAAUCCCUCUCCCUUGGACCUCGAGGUUAUGAUUUCGGGCACGGUCGGCGGCGACAAUCUGACGGACCACGAUUCUGACGUCGUGAUGCAAGAUGAAGAGCAUGGACCACAUCAUGGGCCAGUUCUCAGCGAUGAGGAAUUUGACCGCCAACUCCAGCGUAUCCUACGACGCUCUCGUGAUGGUCCUGAUGAGGCCGCUGCUCGCGACCCCACAGCUUGCUCAUCACGGAGCGCCCCGCGCCCCGCGUCGCCCACGGCGCUGUUGGCACGGAGCACGAGCAGCUCGUCGAGUGGGUCGUCGGGCACUGGUGACGACUUCGAUGCGACGAUGGCAGCUCACGGCUUUGGGGAGCUCUUCUUUUGGCCCACGGUUCACCUCCUGACAUGGCACAUCCACCUGUGGCCCAUCCUCCGUCUGAAAGCGACGCUGCGGAUCGUGAACGCCAAGUUCCACGAGUGCAGGAUGACCCACCUGGGGAUCGCCUUCCACCUUGGCAUCAUGAAGAUGCUAUUGCGGUACCUGGCGAAGAAGAUGAAGCGGUGGUUGCUCCACUUUCUCCUCGGGAGCCUGUCCAUGGCACUCCACACGAUGCUGCUCAUCGUCGACGAGUUCACCAUGGCGCCCUCCGACGGUGCGCCCUACGACUCGGUCGACUUCCUGGCCCCCGCCUACGACGCCCUGGACUACUUCGACACGAGCCUGAGAGGCGCGGGCGGCCCGGGGAGGCAGGCGCCGCCCACGGUCUCCGUGCUCGCGCCCGGGGCCGCCGCCCCCGCCCAGCUGCUCGGCGGGGCGGCCGCCUCGAGGGACCGGUCGCUGGAGGAGACCAUCCGGGCGGACGACUUCCCGCAGCGGCACGGCGCCGGGCCCCAGCCCGCCUCGCUGGGCCGCUCGGCUGGGGGCGCCGCGUGGCGCCCCGCGGCCGCCAGCGCGGCGUCGCCCAGCGGCAGGAGCGUCGCUGGCACGUUCCGGGUCGCCAGGAUGUUCUCCACCGACGCGGAGGAGAGUUGGCAGCCGCCCGCGGACCCGGAGCAGCCGCCGCGGCCCUCCUUGGAGCUCGCCCGGCGGCGUGCGUCCGACCGGCAGCGGCUGCGCGCAGGUGGCCCGCCGAGGGGUCCCGACUCGUUGCCCGCCCUGGGCCACGGCCCGGGCCCGUCCCAGGACGAGUCGCAGGUCCGAGAGCUGGUGCUGCGGCUGCACAGCAGAAUGGACGACGUGGAGUCCCUGCUGCAAGAGUCCCUGCACGACAGGCUGGACCGAGCGCUGGAGAGCGCGCUGAACGGCCCUAUCGAGCGCAUGACGAAGACACUGGCCGACUCCUUCGGCGCCAUCGUUGACGCGAUCCAGGCCGACAAGAGCGACGCGGGCAGCCCAGGGGCAGAGUGGCCGACGGACGACCAGAUGGGCGCGGCCGUGGAGCGGGGCAUCGUCGAGGCGGCCAACGACCUCGAGGUGCCGCUGCCCCCGCUCCGGCGCGUGGCCUCCUGCGGCGACGGCGACCUGGCCGCGUACGGCAGUUCCUGGCAGGACAGCCCGAGCCGCGCAAGCGCGCGCGGCGGCGCCUGGCAGGUCGUCGAGAGCAUCAGCUCGGCCUUCAACCUGAAGAGCAGGCUGGGCGGGCUCCGGGACCACGGCGCCGAGCAGGGCGCCUCUGCGCGGCCGUCCCUCCGCAAGGACGACCGCGACGGCCACCUCGAGCCGCCAAGCGAGGCGGGCAGGGCGGGCACCGCCGAGCACCUCGCGCCGCCUCCGAGGGACCAUCCGCGGAGCCCGCCAGAGGACCCCGAGGGCACGGGGUUGUCCGUGGCUGCCGGCACGGACGACGCCCUGCAGCAGACCUCCGUGGCGUUUCAGCCACACCUGCCGGAGUCGCCCUCGGACGGCAGUGCUCUGGCCAGGGCAGCCUCUGAGACAAGCGGGCACACGGGCAACGGUGAGGCUUCGGAGCGGAUGCGCAGGCACUACACGCACUACACGGAGAUCACCAAGGUGUGGCAGCAGACCUCUACUGCUAAGGCUCGGGCGCACCGGAAGGAUCACGGAGCGCAGAAGGAUCUGCAACAGCGUUUGAGCACCAGCGCCACGCAGAUGCUCCUGGGCCUGUGCUCAUUCCUGCUGGUGGCAAACGUGGUCUGGGUCGGCGUGCGUGCGCAGACGCUGUCGAGCUUCGAGCUUGACAGGCAUGCGCUUACAGUGAAUUGGAGUUGGCAAGGGCGCCCACAAAGCGAGGCAUCCUUACCGUACAAGCCAGAUCUCGAACAUCCAGCGUGGCUGGUUGGAGUCGACACCACGCUGACGAUCGCGUUCAUCGGCGAGAUCGCCCUGCGCAUCUACAUAUACCGCGGGCACUUCCUCUGCGCCGCGAAGGGCUGGGGCUGGAACCUCCUGGAUGCCUUCCUGUUGUCCGCGGCGAUGGUCGAGGUGCUGCUCACCGCGGCAGGGGCGGAGAACUUCCCCACCAUGACGUUCCUCCGGAUCCUGCGAUUGCCGCGCAUCUUCCUGGACCUGGGCCGCCUGGAAUGGUUCCACAAGCUGCAGCUCGUGACGCGCUGUAUGAUCAAGUCGAUCAGUUACUUUGGCGUGGCGCUCUUCGUGAUUCUGGGCACCAUCUACCUUUUUUCGGUCUGCAUGGUUCAGGGCAUCAUCGACUAUCUGGCUGGCACCGAUGUGGGCAGCAUCGACACUGACAUAUUGGAAAGCAUGGCUGUCAAUUAUGGUUCCGUAACGCUCACGAGCAUAUCGCUGUACCAGGGCAUAUCUGGUGGCGUGGAUUGGGCGCAAUUAAUGGAGCCGCUGCUGCUUUUGCCUGGAAGGUACACUGUUCUCUUGAUGGCCUAUGUCUUCAUGAUGAUGUUUGGGGUGCUCAACAUCAUUGCGAGUCUUUUCGUGGAGUGUGUGUAUCACGUUGCGAAGGACGACUACCAGGAGCGAGUGCGGUCGGAGAUCUUGGAGCAAAAACGCUGGUCCGAUCACCUUCGGAACUUGUUCUACGAGGCAGACCAGGACGAGUCGGACUCGCUGAGCUGGGAGGAGUUCUCCCAGAUUCUGAGGGUCCCGAUGAUGAAAGCGUUUUUCAAGUCUUUGGAGCUUAACCUCAAGGACUCCAAACAGAUAUUCGAUUACCUGGACGUGAAGGGCAACGGCGAGCUCACCCUGGAGGACUUCAUCCAGGGCUGCACGGUGCUGCGUGGCGAGGCCAAGAGCGUCGACAUCGCGGUGCUGCGCUCGGAGUGGCAGCGCAGCACGAAGCAGCUGCAGGGCCAAAUGAAAACGAACCUGCGACAGCUGCAGAGGGGCCUGGGCACAGUCGUGGGCCCUCCCCAGAGGAUGACCACGGCCGCCGCGCCCAGCCCCAGCGCUCUCUCUGGACGGCGGGCCUCGCGGGCGCUGCUCGGCGCCGCGCUGGAGCCGCACGUGUCGCACCGGCCGCGCCGCGGCUCGCUCUCGAUACUCCUGGCUUCCCCACGGGAGAGCGUGAUGUGA
Molecule: messenger RNA, 4380 nt
Organism: Prorocentrum cordatum
Lineage: Eukaryota; Dinophyceae; Prorocentrales; Prorocentraceae
Source: the annotation of a GenBank genome assembly